Messenger RNA from Theobroma cacao (cacao), 2635 nucleotides. RefSeq names its product RING/U-box superfamily protein. Gene Ontology annotation, biological process: positive regulation of transcription by RNA polymerase II. The record is from RefSeq and is a predicted model, not a curated record. Gene Ontology annotation, molecular function: metal ion binding; transcription cis-regulatory region binding. NCBI's taxonomy places the organism in Eukaryota, Viridiplantae, Streptophyta, Magnoliopsida, Malvales, Malvaceae.
UUCGGUCAAGAUGCGGCAGCCGAUUCUCUUUCUCUCGUGCAUCCCUGGAACCUCAAAGACAAAGGAGAUUGGUGCUGAAACAAUAAUGCGUGAAAAGCCCGAAGGCUGAGACCCAAACGCCAUCGCACGACAACAAGCUUUCCAACGAAGCUUUGAAAAUUUUCAUGUCCAUCUUGCCCUCACAAGCUCAAGGUUCCAAAGCGUCGUCUUCCUCUCAAUCUCUCUCGGCAAACCCUACAUCCAAUCAUGGCAACCACCAAACCUCUCCUCCUCCAAUCUCUUUUGGAUCUCUCCACAUCUCUAAUCCUCCCCCUCCGUUCCCCUUCUCCAAUUCCCCCCCAGGCCCGUUGGCUACUGCACAAGGUUCAGGUGGAUCCUCCAAAGAGGUGAGUGAAGUGGAGACACCAAAUGGUAAGAGAACUUCACCACAUGAAAACAGGGGGACAAAUUCCCAAUUUAGAGGGAAAAUGUCGGUAGACAUGGUUUCUACUCGAAAUCAUCAAGGCACUGGGUCUCAAGGAAGUGCUACACAUUCGGCAGGAAGAAGAGCCCAGAUGAUGAAUGGUAAUCACUUGCUGAAUUUUCAUUAUGACCCUAUUACUCGCUCUCGUCCACAACCACGAGGACCUCCUCCAAGAAGGCAGCGGAAGAUAAAGCCUUAUAACAAAGAUUUAUUCCUUCAGGCAAAUUACAAGUUUGUUGUGUUGGAUACCGGAAGUUACAUGCCUGAAUCAAUGGAUCCAGAUAAGAUGUUACUAUGGGAGGAUAUUAUUUGUGUGAGGUUUUCCACCCCAUUUCCAGUGCAGUGUCCAAUUUGUUUGGAAUAUCCUCAAUGCCCACAAAUAACCUCAUGUGGGCAUAUUUUUUGCUUCCCAUGUAUUCUGCAAUACUUGUUAAUGGGUGAGGAGGAUCACAAAAGUGAGUGCUUUAAAAGAUGCCCUUUAUGUUUUGUAAUGGUAUCCCAGAAGGAUUUGUACACCAUCUAUAUUGAGAAUGUUGGGCAAUACCGUGUGGGAGAUGCUAUAGAGUUUAUGCUUCUCACAAGACAGAAAGAUUCAUUUGUUUUAUCUCAGAAAGAUGAAAAGGAGAUGCGUACCACACAGUUUGGUGACAAGGACAUAUAUGAUCCCUUUUCAAAGUUUACAUUUACUUCUGAUGUUGAUCUGUCAGUCAGACAAGCAAUGUCAGAUUUAGACAGCUGGUUGGCCAGAGCAGAUUCAGGGCUUGUUGAUGAUUUGGAGAAGCUUCCAUACGUUUGUGCUGCAAUGGAACAAUUAGAACAGAGGAAGAAGUAUUGGAAUGAGCACCGAGCCUCUGAUAGCAGUAAUGCCAGUAGAAACACUAUUUGUAAGGUGGAGUCCGAUGGACUUGUGUCAAUUGUGAAUGCUUCCAAGGGUAAAGGAGAUACACAUGGUUUUGGAGGGGGAACACUAUCUUCUGGGGCUGAUGAACACAAUAAGUGUCUUUGUAACUCAACAACAGACAAGGCAAACGGAGGUAGUGGUUUGAAUGGAAGUGCUGCUGUUGCUGAAUCACUAGAAGCCCAAGACACAUUUUUAUCUUCAUCAUAUGAAGAAAGCAAGAGCUUGCAAGAGCACAUAGGUGGCUUUAGAGAUGCCAAAGACAAUGACUCUUACAAUUUCUACCAGGAAGUUGAUGGGCAGCACAUCAUUCUCCACCCUUUAAAUGUGAAGUGUCUCCUACACCAUUAUGGAAGCUAUGAUUCAAUUCCACACAGAAUAAGUGGAAGGAUUUUAGAGUUGGAAACCGUCACUCAGUCAGAGGCAGUGAGGAGGCGCUAUCGAUAUUUAAGUCAUUUUUCCUUAACAACAACUUUUCAGCUUUGUGAAAUUGAUUUGAGCGGAGUUCUUCCUCCUGAUGCUCUGCUUCCAUUUAUGGAUGAAAUCAAGAAGCGUGAGAAACACAGGAAGCAGCUGGCUAGAAAGGAGCGGAAGGAGAAAAUCAAGGCUGAAGUUGCAGCUGCAGUGCAAUUUACACCCAUGAUAUCCAGUUUAGGGCGGUCCUCUUACAGUGAUUCCCCUACAUUCUCUAUGGAUGACUUUGAAGCCCUUGGAAGUUCUACUACGAUAUCAUCCAGUCCCGUGGUCAUUGGGGAGAGAAAAUUGUUCUCAAACGUUACAAGGCUUGGUUUUGCUGCUGCGCAUGAUUCUCCUUCAUUGAAAAUUGAUGAAGGAAAUACUGUGCAGAACAAUGACGUGGCAACUGAUUCCACAGGCUCAAAAAAUUCAGGCACACCUUCAUUUGCUAAUGUAAUAUCAAGAGCAAAGGCUGUUGAAAAUUUGGAGACGCCUAAGAUGAAUGAGAUGGGAAAGAAAGGAAAGAAAGCGAGUCGGGUCCUUCUGUCAACAGCUGGUGGUCGACGCUAUUGACAUUUUGGCAGGAACUCAACUUUGUUUAGCUUCAUAACCAAGAAAAAGAGAAUGACUUUUGCUUCCGUAUCAUCUUUGUGAAUUAAUAUGCAUAGUUAAGGGUGACAUUGGUAGAAUAAAAUGUUAAAACAUUUCCUAUUAUGUAAAUCCUUAGUGCAGUUCCUCUUCUUCCUUUUUUCAGUAUAACCUUGUCAUGGAUAAGGAUUAUCCAUAUUUCCUUUUCUCAAUGCUAAAUCUUUGCAAUA